CGCCCCCGCGCACCGCCAGAGCCGCCCGGGGAAGCGGAGGAGCAGGAGCGUUUCCCCAGAGCCGCCCGCCGAGCCCCGGCCGCGACGGCGCGGCGCCCCCGGCCCAGCGCGGCGAUGCUGAGGGAGAAGGAAGAGGAGGACGAGGGGAGGCGGCCGCUCGCGGAGUAGAGGCGGGAGCGGGGCCGGGCACCUGCCCUGCUGGGCUGCCGCGGGGCGCCCCGACCCGACCCGACCCUUGGGUGGCCCCCGUGCCCGCAGGACGGAACGCCAGCCGCCCCGCGGAGGAGCGCGGGCGGGGGAAGGGGCAGCCCCGCCGCUGCCCGGGGCCAUGCGCUGAGCGCCGCCGCGCCCGUCCAUGGGGCGGCGCUGAGGGGCGGCGCGGCGGGAGGGCGCCGGGGGCAGGAUGAAGUCCCUGCUCUUCAGCCGCUUCCUCCUGCUGCUGCCCUGGGUACUCAUCGUCAUCAUCGUGCUGGACAUCGACAGCAGCCGGGCGCCGCUGCCCGCCCUGGCUCCCCGCGGCGGGGGCGGCAGCGGGGGCGGUAGCGGGGGGGCUCGGCCGGCGGCGGCGCGGGCGCCCCCCCAGCGGCGGCCCGAGGCGGCGCUGCCCACCAUCUAUGCCAUCACGCCCACCUACAGCCGCCCGGUGCAGAAGGCCGAGCUCACCCGCCUGGCCAACACGUUCCGGCAGGUGUCGCGGCUGCACUGGAUCCUGGUGGAGGACGCGGCGGCGCGCAGCGAGCUGGUGAGCCGCUUCGUGGCGGGCGCCGGCCUGCCCUGCACGCACCUGCACGUCCCCACGCCGCGCCGCUACAAGCGGCCGGGGCUGCCCCGCGCCACCGAGCAGCGCAACGCCGGCCUGGCCUGGCUGCGGCAGCGGCACCAGCACCUGCCGCCCCCCCAGCCCGGGGUGCUCUUCUUCGCCGACGACGACAACACCUACAGUCUGGAGCUCUUCCAGGAGAUGCGCACAACCCGCAAGGUGUCCGUGUGGCCCGUGGGGCUGGUCGGAGGACGACGGUACGAGCGCCCGGUCGUGGAAAACGGCAAAGUCGUGGGCUGGUACACAGGCUGGAGAGCUGACAGGCCCUUUGCCAUCGACAUGGCAGGAUUUGCUGUGAGUCUUCAGGUGAUUCUGUCACAUCCAAAAGCCGUAUUCAAGCGUCGUGGUUCUCAACCAGGAAUGCAAGAAUCUGAUUUUCUGAAACAGAUAACAACAGUGGAGGAACUGGAACCCAAAGCAAACAACUGCACGAAGGUUCUUGUUUGGCACACACGAACAGAAAAAGUAAAUCUAGCUAAUGAGCCAAAAUACCAUCUGGACACAGUCAAUAUUGAGGUAUGAUGUGGAGACACAGCUCCAGAGGAAGGACAGUACGAUGGAUGUGUCCAAAGGUGUUCAAGUUCAGGCAGUGAAAUAGUCUCCUUCUGCACCAGGCCUUUCCAUAGGCAUCUGCUGGACUUCUGUGGAAACAAAAGAAAGUUGUCAGACACUCUAAUAAGCAAAUCAAGUGGGUGUGCUUUGUUCUAACUUGUUUGCAUGCAUUUCUGACCUCCCGUUUUAAUAAACUGACACUUACCUUUGUUUUAAAGCUGUUUCCACAUAGUAAAAACAAUCAAGAGAAACAUGGCUGCAAUGGAGUAUCUUCAAAAAUCAUCAUUUAUGUAUAUACUUUUUGUAUUUAUCCAGCUUAAUGGUGUAUUUAUAAACUGCUUUUAAAUCAGGAACGGUUGGUCUAAAUAUUCGCAUAAAUGGAUCCUCCAAACUGAACAUGUUUUCCUUCAUUAAAAAUAGACUUCUUGAAGAAAUAGUGGUCAAAUAGGUCAUACAAUAAUGAAAUAAAAACCCACAGUCAUUCAUGGAUUUAUCCUUUUAAUAUAGGGAAAUAACAUUUCAUCAUUACGAGGCACCAUAAAAUGUAAACACAAUCACUGUCAUAAACCUGGAUAUCUCUGCAAGGAAAAAUAUAUCUGUUCGCACUGAGUUACCUGGUAUACAUAUUGUGCCACUCGUUUUCAGCAUUAAUACUGUGUACGUGCCUCGUGAGCCACAUUGGAUACUUUAUCACAGGAAACUCAAAUGGAUCAAAUGCUCAUUUUUAAAAGAAUAAACUAUUGAUUUGUAGAACUACA
Molecule: messenger RNA, 2130 nt
Organism: Columba livia (rock pigeon)
Lineage: Eukaryota; Metazoa; Chordata; Aves; Columbiformes; Columbidae
Gene: B3GAT2
Product: beta-1,3-glucuronyltransferase 2
Exons: 4
Coding region: 404-1342 (312 amino acids)
Biological process (GO): chondroitin sulfate proteoglycan biosynthetic process; carbohydrate metabolic process
Cellular component (GO): Golgi membrane
Molecular function (GO): galactosylgalactosylxylosylprotein 3-beta-glucuronosyltransferase activity
Source: RefSeq, a predicted model, not a curated record